Messenger RNA from Aspergillus caelatus, 1437 nucleotides. RefSeq names its product DUF1479 domain-containing protein. Bases 1 to 1437 code for a protein of 478 amino acids. The transcript is spliced from 2 exons. The record is from RefSeq and is a predicted model, not a curated record. NCBI's taxonomy places the organism in Eukaryota, Fungi, Ascomycota, Eurotiomycetes, Eurotiales, Aspergillaceae.
AUGGCAAUGUCACGACUUCUCUCCCGAUCGGCAGUUCGGGCUGCCUCUACUUCAACUUCCGCUCAAACAACCAAGGCGGCGGGAGAUAUUUCAAGCGUUUUCCCUAGUUUGAGACCAGAUUACAAACCAGAGCCUCUGCCACCGCGCUUCAAGGAUCUAAAGUUACAAUACUUCGAGAAGAAUGAAGAAGCCCUGAAGCAAAGCUGGAAGAGACUACUCUCCAGCUUAGAAGAGGAAGUUGAUAAGAUCAAGUCAAAAGGAAGCGAUAUCAUUCCUUCCGUGGAUUAUGCGGACGUGGUUUCUGGAAAUGUACCAGAGAAGGUCCUUGCGGAAAUCCGUCACCGCGGAAGCGUAGUAAUCAGAAAUGUGUUACCUCGUGGAAUGGCUAGAGAGUACAAGGAGCGCAUUGAGGACUAUGUUGCUGCCAACAAAGAGCGUGUGAAGGCUUUCCCACCAGAUUCACCUGCAGUAUAUGAGUUAUAUUGGACUCAAUCACAGGCAGAAGCCCGGGCGCACCCUAACAUGCUUGAUACACAGCGCUUCUUGCAGCGUUUGUGGCAUUCAUCUGACCCUAAAACGAAAAUUUCUACCCGAAACCCUCUCACAUACGCUGAUCGACUCCGGAUCCGGAUGCCUGGUGAUUCCAAGUUCACCCUUGGUCCCCAUAUCGAUGGUGGCUCGCUCGAACGGUGGGAAGAUCCUGAGUAUUCCCGGGUUUACACCAAGAUCCUCGAGGGUAAAUGGGAAGAAUACGACCCAUGGGAUGCAAAGCAUCGCGUCUCGGCCAAGAUGGAUUUGUACAACGGUGCUGGCGCCUGCUCCAUGCUGAGGUUCUUCCAAGGAUGGCUUUCCAUGUCCCAAACAGCCCCAGGCGAGGGCUCACUGCAUGUGUGCCCCAUGGUUGUUCACAGCACCGCCUAUACCAUUCUCAGGCCAUUCUUUGACACUCAAUCGCUGCAGCCCGCAUUGGAUGCCACUUUCCCUGGAUCUGUCCCUGGAGCUUGCCAAGAAUACAACCCCGUCACCCAUCCACACCUGGAGCUGGAAAGCACUAUGGUGUCGGUGCCUGAGGUCGGACCUGGUGACUACGUUGCUUGGCACUGUGAUUCUCUGCACUCUGUUGAUAAGGAACAUCAGGGCAAAGGAGACUCGAGUGUACUCUAUAUCCCGGCCACUCCUAUGUGUGACAUGAAUGUGGAUUAUCUGCUCAAACAACGUCAGGCAGCUCAAACUUACUCCCCGCCCUGGGACUUCCCAGGUGCUGGUGGUCCCGGCGAGAGCGGCUUUAAGGGUGCACUUGACUGGAACUCGCUCAACCCCGAGGGUUUGCGUGCUAUGGGCCUAGGCAAUAAGCUAUGGGACAUUACCCCUGACAUGAGUGAGGGCGAAAAACAGGUUGUUAAAGCUGCUAACAAGGCAUGCUUUGGUCAGCCAUGA